UUUGAAAUCCGGAAGUGUUUUGAAACAUUGUAGCAGCUUGACACAGCGAGAGCGCGUCUGUUCGCUUCUGUUUCUGUGUCUCGCGGAUUAUGAGAGCGCGGGAAGGAGGUGCUGAGGGCCGCGGGAGCUGAGUCGCCGUGAAUCAUCUAUAUGGGCCAUUUUCUCUCAAAAAAUGGUUACAGCCUGAAGAAGAAAUCACGGAAGCUGCGCAAGAAGAAGAGGAGGAGGAACUGCUUCCUUCAGGGUCCCUGCAUGCUGUGCUUCAUCGUGCACGGCACCAGCGGGAGCGUUGAGGACGACUGGCCCUUCGAGAGCGCGGUGGCAGCGGCUUCCAAACUCGCCGAGCGCUACGUGUCACUGAACUCGCCCGAGGAGUGCGCCAAGUUCCUCCUCUCUCCGGGAGAGCUGGCCGUUUGGGAGGGCCAGGGUCGGAGUCUGCUCUCCAAGCUGAUCGGGCCCCCGGCGCUGUUCUGUGCCGCGGACUAUUCGGAAAUGGUGUGCAAGCGCAAGUGUGCUGAGCUGCAGCGGUGUACGCCCCGCAAGCAGCCUCGCUGUGCCUUCCAGGAGACCAUGGAGAACGGAGAGGAGCGAGGAGACAGCCGGUGCCUCCUCCCUUCGCUGCCUUCAUCCUCCUCUUCUUCCUCUCCUUCAGAGGAGGAUGGCUCCGGCGCGGGGCGGCAUACAGACGCGGGCUCCGCCGCAACCUCCUCUUCCUCCUCUUCCUCCUCCUGCUGCUGUCAGCUGUCCCAAAACGAGAGCUCGGAGGAGGCAAAGAGCGCUGAAAGUACAGACACGUCCCACAUUAACCAGCUGCCCUCAUCGAUACUGCUCAAGGUGUUUUCUCACCUGUCGGUGAAGGAGAGAUGUCUGGGUGCUUCUCUGGUCUGUAAGUACUGGCGCGAUCUCUGCUUAGACUUCCAGUUCUGGAAACAGAUUGAUCUCAGCGGCCUCCAGCAGGUUAAAGACGACCUCCUGGUGAAGAUCGCGUCCCGGAGGCAGAACGUCACUGAGAUCAACAUCUCCGACUGCCGUAACGUUCAGGAUCACGGCGUUUGCUCUCUGGCGUCUAACUGUCCCGGUCUGAUCAAAUACACGGCGUACCGCUGUAAGCAGCUCAGCGACGUGUCUCUGUGCACCGUGGCCAUCCACUGCCCGCUCCUGCAGAAAGUGCAUGUCGGCAACCAGGACAAACUCACUGACCACGCUCUCAAACUGUUGGGCGAACACUGCAAAGAGCUGAAGGACGUGCAUUUCGGCCAGUGCUACAGCAUCAGUGACGAGGGUCUGGUGGCGCUGGCGCAGGGCUGCAGCAAACUACAGAGGAUCUACAUGCAGGAGAACAAACUGCCACUGGAGGUCAGUGUUGUUCCUCUAAUGAGAAAACACCGUGUGGUUUUGCGAGAAGUGCUUUAUAACAGACCUUUGGAGAUGAAUUGUAAUAAAACAGGACUCGUGAUACCUAAUAAUAAUAUUGUACACUGCAAAGAGCUGAAGGACGUGCAUUUCGGCCAGUGCUACAGCAUCAGUGACGAGGGUCUGGUGGCGCUGGCGCAGGGCUGCAGCAAACUACAGAGGAUCUACAUGCAGGAGAACAAACUGGUGACGGAUAAAUCGGUGCAGGCGUUUGCGGAGAACUGUCCGGAUCUGCAGUUCGUGGGCUUCAUGGGUUGUUUGGUGACGUCUCAGGGCGUCAUUCACCUCACCCAGCUUCAGCACCUGAGCAGUCUGGACCUGCGGCACAUCUCUGAGCUCAACAACGAGACUGUGAUGGAGGUGGUGAGAAAGUGCAGGAACCUGACGUCCCUCAACCUCUGCCUCAACUGGACCAUCAACGACAGGUGUGUGGAGAUCAUCGCUAAGGAGGGUCGGAGUCUGAAGGAGCUCUAUCUGGUGUCCUGCAAGAUCACAGAUCACGCGCUGAUAGCCAUCGGUCAGUACAGCAGCAGCAUUGAGACGGUGGACGCCGGCUGGUGUAAGGAGAUCACGGAUCAGGGAGCCACUCAGAUCGCCAGGAGCAGCAAGUCUCUGCGGUACCUGGGCCUGAUGCGCUGUGACAAGGUGAACGAGGAGACGGUGGAGAGACUGGUGCUGCAGUAUCCACACAUUGUGUUCAGUACAGUGAUGCAGGACUGUAAGCGAACGCUGGAACGAGCCUAUCAGAUGGGCUGGAGCCCCAACACAUCCACGGCCUCCUAACACACACACACACACACACACACGCCUGAACGUGAUGCCACCGCAGAAUCAUUAUCGUUACUAUGCCGUUUAUUCCACCUUACAACAUUAUGCACCAUGAACAUCAAUAUUAUUUGAUUUGAGCACAAAUAUGUUCAUGCACACAUGAUUCUGACAUGCAGCGCUGCAUUUCUUUGCAUUUGCAACCUACUGAAUUGCACUAAACGCGUCAGGAGCUUAUAUUUUACUCUAAAAAUCGAUAGAAAGAAAUAAGACAUUUUGUUUUGCAUUUUGCACGAGGAGAAAACGUUUUUUGGCCCACAUGAUUUUUGCAUCGUGACAUUUCCCUGCAGCUCUCAUUAUCGUGACUCAUCUAGACAUUUGUCUUUUCUGAUUUGUUUGUUAUUCUCAUUAUCAUCAGACGUGAUUUUCAUUAGAUUCUCAUUAUUGAAACACACUCAUUUUACUGCAGUACAAGGGAAAUUUCUGUAAUUUUGUAAAAAAAGAAGCAUAAAAUAAAUAUGGUACACAUGCAACUACGAUGUAGAAAUACUGCUAAUUAGGUAAUAUUGUAAUUACGCUGCAAAAAAAUUAUUUUUUUUAUCAGUAUUUUUGACUUGUUCUACAGUACAAAUAUCUAAACAUUCUUAAGUCAAGAUACGUUUACUUCAAAAGCAAAAUUACGUAAGAUA
Sinocyclocheilus grahami is the source of this 2867-nucleotide messenger RNA. RefSeq names its product F-box and leucine-rich repeat protein 17 (gene fbxl17). The record is from RefSeq and is a predicted model, not a curated record. The transcript has 12 exons. Bases 151 to 2196 code for a protein of 681 amino acids. Gene Ontology annotation, molecular function: protein binding. NCBI's taxonomy places the organism in Eukaryota, Metazoa, Chordata, Actinopteri, Cypriniformes, Cyprinidae. Gene Ontology annotation, cellular component: cytoplasm.